GUAAGACCCGGUCCCACUUUAGUUCUUUGGGCCCCUGUAUUCCUCCCUCCUUUAACAACUAACAGAAACAACCAGUCAUCAGCUUCGCAUCACCGUUGAUCAUUUCACUAGAACCAAAAAAAAAAGAAGAAAAACAAAAUCUCUUGAUGAUGAUCAACUUCAAUUGAAUGAAAUAACAAGUCAAUCCCAAACAAAGAGAAGCAGAAGCAAGGACCACCUACACAAUUUACCAUGCUAGCCAAGCUCUUUCACAAGAAUACCGCUCAGCAACCGCCGCCACCGCCACCACUACCUGAGGCUAUGGAGGAUAAUUUGGGAAGAGGGAAAUUGAGAGGUGAAGAUAUAAAUCCAGCGGUGGCUGUUCACUAUGGAAUUCCUUCUACUGCUUCAGUUUUGGCUUUUGAUCCGAUUCAAAGCCUAUUGGCUAUUGGAACUUUGGAUGGUAGGAUAAAAGUGAUUGGCGGUGAUAACAUUGAAGGGCUUCUUGUUUCUCCUAGGCAAUUGCCUUUUAAGAACUUGGAGUUCCUACAAAAUCAGGGUUUUCUAGCCAGUAUCACAGCUGAAAAUGAGAUUCAGGUGUGGGAUUUGGAGCAAAGGAGACUAGCUUCCACUUUACGAUGGGAAUCCUGCAUAACUGCAUUUUCUGUCAUUUAUGGCUCAAAUUACAUGUAUGUUGGGGAUGAAUAUGGAAUGGUGUCUGUGUUAAAAUAUGAUGCCGAGGAAGUAAAACUGAUACAGCUUCCAUAUUAUGUUCCAACAGAUGCAAUAGCUGAGGCAUCCGGGCUGUCCUCACCUAAUCAUCACUCUGUUGUUGGACUUCUCCCUCAACCUGCAUCUCAAGGAAAUAGACUGUUGAUUGCAUAUGAUGAUGGAUUGAUUAUUCUCUGGGAUGUUUCUGAAGAUAAAGUCAUUCUAACUAAAGGCAAUAAAGAUCUUCAAUUGAAGAGCAAAACAGUGGCUGGCUUUCAUAAAGGCGUGGGACAUGAGCUUACUGAUGAUAUAUCAUUAUAUGAACAUGCGGACAAAGAAAUAAGUGCUCUCUGUUGGGCAUCUAGAAAUGGAUCAGUUCUUGCUCUUGGUUAUGUUGAUGGAGAUAUAAUGUUCUGGAACCUAUCAACUGCUGCUUAUGCCAAGUCUGAAAAAUCAUCAAAUGAUGUUGUUAAGCUGCAAUUAUCCUCUGCGGACAGAAGACUCCCGGUGAUUGUUUUGCAUUGGUCUGCAGACAGUUCACAGAAUGGUUGCCAGGGUCGACUCUUUGUUUAUGGUGGAGAUGCAAUUGGGUCUGAAGAAGUCCUAACGAUUUUGAGCAUUGAUUGGUCUGCUGGGAUAGAAAAUGUUAAGUGCAUUGGACGUGUAGACCUUACCCUCAAUGGCACUUUUUCUGAUAUUGUUUUAUUACAAAGUGAUGGUGUGAGCAAAAAUAAAGGCACUUUAAUAUUGACAAACCCUGGACAGCUACAUUUUUAUAAUGAUGCUUCCUUUGCUUCCUUGUCAUCCCAGCAACAGGAACAAAAUUAUGUUCCUUCUAUGCAGUAUCCUAUGGUCAUACCAAUUGUUGAACCAUACAUGACUGUGGGAAAGCUGGGUUUGGUAUAUAGAGAUGGGAAGUUCUCAAAGGCUUUUUCUAAGACAGUAUCUGCUGCAAAACUCCAGGCAGCACAUGCACGAAGAAGCAUGAAUUGGCCUUUGACUGGUGGGGUUCCUAGCCAACCUCAUGAUGCUGAAAAUUAUCAGGUUGAGAGAGUAUAUAUAGCAGGUUACCAAGAUGGAUCUGUUAGAAUAUGGGAUGCCACAAAUCCAACGUUUGCACUUCUUUAUGUUUUAGGACCUGAGGUGAAAGGUAUCGAGAUUGCAGGUACAAGUGCAUCAAUAUCUGCAUUGGAAUUUUGCUCGUUCACUUUAAGUUUAGCUGUUGGCAAUGAACUUGGUAUGGUUCAUCUAUAUAAACUAAUUGGGAGUACAAAUGAAAUGAGUUUGCACUUGGUCAAAGAAACUGGAAAAGAAGUCCACACUUUGCAACAAGGGGAUGGACCUCAAUGUGUAGCUGUCUUUUCAUUCUUCAAUUCUCCGAUUUGCAAUUUACAAUUUGCGAACUAUGGUUCCAGACUUGCCGUAGGAUUUCAUUGUGGCAAGGUAGCAAUGCUUGAUAUAAUCACGUUUUCGGUGUUAUAUCUUACCAACAGUGUCUCCAACUCAGAGUCACCUGUCAAGUCUCUGGCUGUAAAAUCAUUUUCAGAUACUCUUAGCUCAAUAAGUAAUCCAGAGUUUAUCGAGUCCAAAAUCAAGUCAGAUCCUGGAAAGUCAGAAUUGAUCAUUGUGACAAAAGAUGCACAUGUUGUUGUUGUAGAUGACAACUCUGGUAGCAUAAUCAGCUCUCAAUCAGUACUAUCUGAAAAGGAAUCAAAUGUAAUUUCUAUGCAUAUCAUAGAGGGUGGCAAUUUAGUCUCUGAUAUGUCCAGUGAAAAACAUUCACGCAACUCCACUCAGAACAGUGAAACUAAUAGUGAACCUGAUCAAGGUCUCAUUCACUGUGCACUUAAAGUUGAUCAUGAAACCUCUAGCGAAACUUCCUAUUACAGGCAAAGAAUAGAGAAUUUUUAUCUUCUGCUCUGUUUUGAGGAUGAAUUACAGUUAUACUCUUUGAAAUCUCUGAAUGAGGGUGAUAUUAAUCCUAUUCGGAAGGUGAACCUUUUGAAUACAUGCUGUUGGACUACAACUUUCAAGAAAGAUGAUAAAGAGUGUGGGCUUAUUGUCCUAUAUCAGACUGGAGUGAUUGAAAUAAGGUCUUUGUCAGAUCUUGAAGUGGUGGGAGAAAGCUCUUUAAUGUCAAUUUUGAGGUGGAACUUUAAAACUAACAUGGAGAAAACUGUAUGCUCAUCUGAUACUGCAGAGUUUAUGCUGGUAAAUGCGUGUGAAUUUGCUUUUGUUUCUCUUUUGACCUGCGGGAAUAACUUCAGGAUUCCAAAAUCAUUGCCUUGCCUUCACGACAAAGUCCUUGCAGCUGCUGCUGAUGGUGCUAUGAGUUCAUCUCCCAGUCAGAAGGAACAGGUUGGUCCUUCUGGUAUUUUAGGUGGUUUCAUCAAGGGCCUGCAAGUGGGUAAGCUAGAGCAUGGCAUGGAUAUUUCUGAAGUUUGUGAUAAUAACUUGGCUCAUUUAGAGAGCAUAUUUUCUAAUCCCCCGUUUUUAAAGCCUUCCCUGGACAUCUCAGAUAAGCAAAAAGUUUUGGAGCUGAACAUAGAUGACAUUGUUAUUGAUGAACCUCUUGUUGUCUCAUCUUCAUCAUUGACGAAUAAGAAAGAUAAAAAAGAUAAAGGAGCUGAAAAAGAAAGAUUAUUUGAGGGAUCAACUAUUGAUUCAAAGCCAAGACUUAGAACAGCUGAAGAAAUUAAGGCCAAGUAUAGGAAGGAGGAUCCUGCUGCUGCUGCUGCACAGGCCAGGGACAAACUUGCAGAACGUGGUGAAAAACUUGAGAGGCUAAGCCAGCGAACCGAGGAGCUGCAAAGUGGGGCUGAAAACUUUGCAUCAAUGGCAAGCGAACUUGCCAAACAAAUGGAAAAACGCAAGUGGUGGAACCUAUGAUGAUUCAAUACCGAUAUCUUUUUGCUUGGAUCCAUUAAUCAGCCUGAUUUUCGCAGAAACACACCACUAGGUUAGCUAUAAUCAUGUGAUCUAUAGAGCUAUGGAUAGGUAAUCACAGAAAGUUUACAGUUCUCUUUAUUGGUACUUUAUUGUGUUUAUACCCAUUCGUGCAUGAUCAUGACGGGUCAAAGUAAUUCAUCUAUACAUAUAAAUUAAUCUUGUACCUCGUUUUGACAUUGUAUCUUCUUUUCAAUUGGAUGGACAGACCAAACAUGGAUUCUCUUA
Messenger RNA from Ricinus communis (castor bean), 3864 nucleotides. RefSeq lists its product as uncharacterized. Gene Ontology annotation, molecular function: GTPase activator activity; myosin II binding; syntaxin binding. Lineage: Eukaryota; Viridiplantae; Streptophyta; Magnoliopsida; Malpighiales; Euphorbiaceae. Bases 232 to 3579 code for a protein of 1115 amino acids. Gene Ontology annotation, biological process: regulation of exocytosis. The record is from RefSeq and is a predicted model, not a curated record. Gene Ontology annotation, cellular component: cytoplasm; plasma membrane. The transcript is spliced from 24 exons.